UAACACGAAUAUUUGUGUACAAAAUGCUCACCGUUGUUCAGGCAGUCAAAACUCUCCUAGCUGUAUGCAAGGCUAGUUCCCCCUGAAAAUAUGCUCCAUAGAUUUAACAUAUUAUGUUACUGAAACUCGACGUCCUUUCGUCGACUACGAUCAAAAGAAAAAAACCAUGGCCGACUUUAGCUUGGCUUGGCAAGGAUGUUGGAGAUCUGUACCUAUUUGACUCUCGCCGCCUAAGUCAACUGUAUUUGCCUUCAGGAAAAACAAGGAAAAAGAUUCCUGCCAUACAAAAUUAUCUAGAUGAUGUGCAAGGCUUUGGAAUCUCAGCCAAUGGUUUUUUUGUAGCUGGUGCAUUAAACUCUGGUAGAGUCUUCAUCUGGAACAAAACCUUGGCAACAGUCAAGUUAACAGCUGUGUUGGAUAAGAUAAGAAAUGUGCAGCCUGGAACAACUCUGGUUGUUUUGCCUCAGACAUUCAAUGGUUUUGCUUUAACUUUUGCAGAAUAUAAAUUGUUAAAAAUCCCACCCUAUAUGCUAUUUACAGUUUGUGGUACAUCUUUUUCACUCUCUUGGGUUUUCAACAUGGGUGACCGAAUCCAUGUCACAACACUUCACUUGCUUUGGCCAGAGAAAAGCUACACCUUGCAGGAAGGGGUAUCUAACCCUCAAAUUGAAGAAGGUCUUAAUACCCCCUUCUCUGCCACAUGGCACACCUUCAAACACUCCUUGUACAAUCUGACACCUGCUGAACGAGUCGUGAAGAGCAGAAAGGCCUACAUUACAAGGUUAUCCCCAGAUGGCCAGGUCAUGGUGUUGGCAAUGAAUCAGAAGUUUGCUGCACACAACAGAGUCAUGUUUUACUCGCUGUCACAGACUGCAGUGGCUGUCAUUGCUGACCUGAAGGGCUGUGGAGCCAAAAUGAAUGCUAAUGGUCACUCUCCAGUUGGGAAAUCUUGGUGGAUUGCAGACAUGGCUUGGACCAGAGACAGUCUUCUGGUACUGUGUAUCACUCGCCGUGGUUCUGUUGCUGUUUUAACUAAGCUUGGAGAACCUCUGGAGAUUUGUGCCGAAGGUGGUUCUUUGCACACAGGCCCUGCUCUGUUUCUUCCUCUGCAUCCCAAGAUAACAUUUCAGAAGUCUGCAAAUGGUUUUCAUUCAGACUCCGCUGAGUCCUGUACCUCUGGAAAAGACCCCCUCUCCCAGAGGUUCUCUGUGUCUGUUCACCCUCACCUGCCAGUUGUUUUGAGCUCAGAUGGUUACCUGGUAACAGUGAUGCAGUUGCCGUCUGUGGCCAGUUACCUUGGCAUUAUGACAAGCUUCAUGAGAGACAUCACAAGACUAGUUCCAGAUAUUGACGUAGAGCUUCAACCCGGCACUUUGUCCCGCGUGUCAUCUAUGAGUAGAAUCAGCAUCCUGCAGUCAGAAGUGAACGUGGCCCGUGGAAUGGCUUCUACAGAUCUUUUAUCAGAUGUUCCAAGUGAAAAUAACUCUUCUGGGUCAUCUUCUGUUGUCCCAGGUUAUGGCCUUGCAACUGGGGAUCAUGGUAUCAGUUUCUUUGGAAUCCAAGACCCAGAACUCGAGAGCUCCCUUCCAGAAUACACACCGGGAAGCCUGGACGCUAUCUCUCAUGCCCAGAGCCUUUCCAUCAUUGCUCUCUCGCUAGGGGCUGCGUGUGGGAUGAACUGGAAACAAGAAGUUGGCCCUGCAAUGGACCUUACAGUCAAUGUAGUGACAAAAUUCUUUCAAUUUCUUCUUCGAAAUGCUGACAGCGUUCCACAAACGCAUAGCUCGGCUAGAGCGCUUUCAUCUUCUAUUGGUGAUUUAUCAAAACGGCGAAGUCCCAGCCCAGUUUUCGACUCCCAACUUUCUAAGGCGUUGCUGUAUUUUCGGACAGUAUUGGAGGUUUUCCAGUGGGACGCUACACACAGGAACAUAUUCUCCUGGGCUUUUCAUCUCACUCAUGGCAUUGUAAAAGAAAUUCUACUCGUUACAGGCUCAAGCGUAUUUAACAGAGUUACCAACUCCAUAAGAGUGUUGAGGUUAGCCGAGCGAUUACUUAAUGUAUCUUAUUCGUCAAGUAAUGGAAAAGUAUGGGACUUGCCUAGCAAUCGAUCUGCUCAAGAAAGUCAGGUUCAUCCCGGAUCCGAUUCGAAGAGGAGGGAUGAUUUAGAUGGAGCAGCUGAAUCAAAAGAAAGUACCGCUCUGACAGAAAAUGAUGGCAGUAUUUCCAUUAGAGACGUGCAACAGCAAACUGUGUGUCAAACGCAUCUCAGUGGGUCGUGGCUUUCGUUGUAUGCAUUUACCUCGGACGUGUGCAAGAAGAUGCAAAAACGGCGGACUUCGUUGUUCUCGGCGCAAGAAGGAGGAACCAAAGGAAGUGUUGAGACACAAAUGGUCGAGCUGCUGUGUAAGAUUCAAGAAAAACUGCAGCUGCUGGGUGUUAGAAUACCAAGUGAUACUGCUGCAAAGGCAGAAAGUGUCGAAGAUGUCAGCGCUUAUCUAGGUGGCAGCUUCCAAAACUUAUCACAAGAAGGACCUCAAGAUUCUCUGUUUUCAAGACGGCGGUCAGGAGUACAGGCAAGGACAAGCCAGGAGUAUAAUCCCGAAAAGUCCCGUAAGUACGGGUCUCCCUUUAAGGAAAGCACUGAAAGUCUCAAUUCCCCCGCAUUGCUGUAUACCACAGGAAGCCCAAGUGGCAAUGUGACUGAACAGGACUCCAAGACUCUUUUGACGAUUCUUUAUAUUCAGCUUCAGCAAUACGAUCUUAGGUCUGCGCUUGAUCUUGUCUACUCAUUGAUCGAACCGUUGCUUUCAUGCGAUGAAUUUGAAAACAGCGCACACUUUUCGCUGCUUCCCAACGCGACAAGAUCUUUUCAAGGGAGCAGUGGUCAUCCGAAUGCAAAUCAUCACAUGGAGGUUCUUCUUCAAAACUAUCCUUUUGCACGAGUCGCGGAUAGCAGGGGUAUUAAAGUGGUGCAAACACUUGCAAGGUUCAUGUCGGCUUAUUUUUCAAAUCUUUCUCUCUAUGUUUAUCCUCCUUACCAACCGAUUGAUCUUCCACCAUUUCACGAAUUUCCGUCCGAUGAAAACAAGAAUGAAGAUUUUGAGGACCGUUCUCAAGUAAAGGAACGUAUUGGGCUCGAUAGAGCCAAGGUAGCACAAGCAGUGCGAGACCAGGGUGUUCACGAACUUUGGAGUGCCAACAGUACUGUAGAACUGUUGCUUGUGUCAGGGCUAAUAUCAGAAGCAGCCUGGUUGGCUAAGAACUUGGGUGACUGGAAAAACGCAUUGUUGUUGUCUUUCGCAAGCCACGCGGUGAAUUCCGGAUUACCCGAAACCGAGACACAUCAACAAAGUGAACGUAUGUUCCCUCAACCACCGAAAGAGAUUACAACUCACGCCAUUGCAUUCUCGAGACUGAAUCCUGCGUUUAAGCAAACUACUUCACCCAUUGAGGAGCAAGCAGAUAGGUUGGCUGAAGAAAGAUCAGCUCUUCUUUCUUCAAAAGGUCAAAGGUCAACUAAGCAUGGUGCGGUUGACGUCGGAACAGAGGCCGAUGACAAAACUGUUAAAGAAGUGUCUCGGGUUUUUGAGGCAGGAGUCGUUGCGAAUCUUGACUUAGUGCCGUUAAUUUUCACUAGUUUGGUGAGCCAGUUGAAGAAUGCCACGUCACUCUUUGAGUGGAUUGUACCCGAGGAGUUUUAUCUGCCCUAUCCGCCAUCUUUCUGUCCACAACCAGUGAACACCAAGAAGGAACCAUUGUCACCUUUAGCAGAAAAAGAAGAAAGACUCCGCUCCGAGAUGGCCAACGUUGUGCAGAAGAUCUUUCUUCUGCUCAAAGCUUCUAACUGUUUGGUUCCAUGCGUGAGGUGGUACACAGAACAGCUUGUCAGCACAACAGAGAACUGGUGCAACGUGAUAAGAACAGAUGCAGACUUUCCAGUACCUUCUUCACUGUCCGGAUAUGCUGAUCGGGGAUUUAGUUUCCGUGAGAGUGAAGCGGACAAACCUAAUUAUGUGUCUCCGAAGAAAAAAGGGAAUAGAAAGCCCGAAGAAGCCUCCAGUGAAAAACAAGGGAAAACUGAUCCCAAACCGCCAUCUUCGAUUGGAGAUGUGCUGUGCAGUUUUCGUGAUUUCUGUGCGAUUAUGUGGUUAUUGUACGUACGGGAUAAGAUGAGCAAAUCAUCCAGGAAAUUCAGACAGCUGAGGAGCCAAUCCACAGGCAGUGAGGAGGAAACCACGACUAUCCAUUCAAUCUGUUGGGAGACCCUGCUGUGGACCACAAGACUAGUUCCUUUCAGCUCCUUACUUGGAGCCGAAGACAAAAUUAUGGACACUUUGCUGACCCUGCUAUCGGAGUUGCCUCCCAGUACAGCUGUAGCAGAAUGUACCGCUCAGUUCUUCAACAACCCAGACGUGGUCCAGACUGCGAGUGGAAAAGCAAAGCUGAAGCGCCUCAUGGCUCAGUUUAGACGAGUCAGUGUGGGUGAAGACAGCGGAACAGAUCGCCAUGACGAACCCCUGUCAGUUUUUUAUCGUAAGAAGUGCAUGGAUUGGGAAGAAGAAAUGAAUGAAAGAGAAAAACUUUUCGGCAAAGUGUGCGAUCAGUUUUUCGACCUUAAGGAGACUUCUGGGAACAAAUCAGCUGAUGAUGAAGCAGAAGUCAUGAUGCAUGGUGGUGGAGGUUUGACAGUUGGAACGACGUUGUUUGAGACGCAGCCAUCUUAUUUUCAGUUUCUGGACACUUUUUUCUUGAUAACCGUAUCCAAAACUGUGAUGACCUAUCACAGUAAGGGAUCACAUCCCGUGCCUCUUCUGCCCUCGUACAACAAACAGCUGUUAGUCUCAGAUACCAAGUCACUUUCGAUGCUGCAACAGAAGACACACAGCAAUACCCCAACCAGGCCAAUUGAGGGACCCUCUAGUAUUUUCAGAAGCCAAAGCUUUACAGAUGUGCGUUCCUCCAGGCCUAUACCAGUGGCUACAUCCUCAACUAUGGGGUCGGGAACGGAGAUAAAACGAAGCAGUAGCUUAAAUGAUGUAGCCAGCUUGGGCUUCCUACCUGGGAUUAGGACUCUCGGGAAUCAGCUACUUGAGCUACUUCCUAGUCUAACCUGGCUAAGUCGGUGGUCAAUGGAAGGUUCAUCUUUACCUUCGAGUAACUUCAAUCGCAGUGCUCUCGGUGGCACCGAGUCACUUGCGGUGAUGCGGGUUAAUGUAUCGCUUCCACUCCUGGUGAAUAGCUUAUGGUGUUUGCAAAAUGUUUAUUGGCCAUGGAUGUCGGAUAUAGAAGUCAUGGUAGAUAUCAAGGUCAAAAGAUCAAAGAUUUCUCCACAAAAACAACCAACUCGUGACGUCAAAGAGCGCUCGCCUGUUUCAACAGACGCAGCCACGUCACCAAGACCCUUACGGAAAGUUCUAAGCGAAUCCAAUCUCCAAAGAUCUGCAAACAGUUCAGCGAAACGAAAUAGUAUUGUUGGUGAAGGAAAAGGGUUACAAGGCGAUUACGGUUAUCAGUCAACGCCAGAUAUGCUAAAACGAUCUCAAAGGGAUUGGAAGACUUCUAAUAGGGAAGAAAAAACAGAGUCAAGUAGCAAAUUCCCAGCUCAAGCCCAGAUAGAAGGGCUGGAACUUUCAAGGCCAUCUCGAAAGGAUUUCCAACGCAUUAGAAACCUUGAUCGCUUUCCGAAAUCGAACAGUGAACCAAACAUCCCGAAUAUUAUAAUACAUAGUCCCACGACGGACGAAGAAAAGGAUUUGAGUGGCGCGUAUAAAAAGCGACUCUCGUUGCGUCUGAAUGGGAAAAGUGAUUUCUCUGGUAGCCCGACGACAUAUCACUCUGAUCCAGAGUUAACUUCUUCUGUAAAGCCGGUCGAAACUUCUACUCCUGCCAAGUCUAAACGUUCACGGAAAAGCAAGAGAAAGGAACACAAACGGGAUGAAAUGUCAGGUGAAUGCAAUCAGCCAGGGAUCAAAAGACGAGAGGAAGAUUUGGUUGAUAGGAAAAUACCAGAGCGCGACGACAUAGAAAAGAUACACCGAACAUCUUUAACUGCUGAAGAAUCAUCGCUCCCCACACAUUCGAUAAUUAGAACAGCUCCGUCACGUCAAGGAAAACGAAAAAAGAAAUCUUGGCCAGAGCAGAAAGAGCGGGAAGGUAUCGAUGGUGUGGUCACGAAGGAUUUAGAUGGCGUGGUCACUCAGGAAUCGGCUGGCGUCGUCACUGACCACUUGCAGCAAAGAGUCACAGUGGAAUCAAGUGAGUGGGGGCAUUCCACGGCAAUGAUGGCGCCUGUGUCUCAAAGUCAAAUGGAAUUGCUUCUUGUAGUAAGGCCUGGUGUUGGUGGUGACGUUGGUAGUACUGUGCAGGCUGGUAUCCCUGUUCUUCGCAUACCAACAAUGAUGGGGAACAUUCAAAACUCAGAAUUAAACACACCACUGCCGUCAGGCAACACUAGACAAACAACCCAUGCAGAAACAGCGUCGCAAACGGAUCAUAAAGGAAUGAUGUCAUCGGCCUCUCAGACGUUUAUGCAUUCUGGGAUUUCAGCUGAGCAAGGUCACAUGCCUCGCGAAUCUGAACAAAGUGCUAACAAUCAUGUUGACGAGCAGAUUGUGGCGAAAACAGCCUCGGUUCAAACUGAACCUGCAGUGGAACUAAAACCGGAAGGUCCCUUGCCUUUUUUCUACUUGUUACAACAAAAGCAAGCCUCUGCACCGCAGAAUCAACUUUACCACCCUACAAGCAAUCCGCAACCACCAACAUCACAGUAUCAAGAUCAAAACAGAGCUCUACCUUUGCUUCGUUUUCCAGUUUCCGAUGCGUCUUGCAAACUUGACCUGAGCAAGAUGAGGCUGCUUGAAAUUCCUAAGCGAGGCACAGACUUUCCUUUGUUGCAGUUUCCCGAAUCAAAACCAUCAACAUCGGAAUCUGUUCUGCCAGAUUUGAACAAAAUCAAACUCUUGGAAACUCAUCCCAAGAAAGAACUUUGGACGAGUACCGCAGAAUCAAAAGAACGUAGAACUGCACCCAACAACUGGGCCUUACUAAGCAUGUCUAAACAUCAAGCACCCUCAAAUGGAGUUGACUUAAGGAAUUUGAAACUUUUGGAAAAUCCGCCAGUACUACGUGAAGCAUGGCCGCUUUUAGAAGCUCCAAGGAAAGCAGAAACACCAAAGCUUAUACCUCUGGAGAAAAUACUAGCAUUUGAAAAGGGUCUGAGGGACAAACUUGCACCAUUCAGCGAACGCACGCGUUCCCCACAAGAGAAGGAGAACAUCCAACCCACCGAGGAAAAUAAAUUGAAGCAGAAGGAUUCUCACUCCGAGCCUCAGAAGAUUAUCGAUCAAGAGAACAGGAGAAAUACAGUUUCAAGACAGAGAAGAAGGCAGGUUAUGGAAAAGCAGACAAGACCUCGUUCUACGUCUCCCGUUUUUAAAAGCAGGACAGGAAGAACACUUUCUCGCAGCAAAUCUUUACAAGGAAAGCUUUUAACAGUGCAACCAGCGAAGAAAGCAAGAAGAGUCGAUAAAGAACUUCCGAAGAGGCAAAAACCGGUGAAGGAACCAGCUUCUAAGAGAUCAAAACCGACUAAAGUGCAGAAACCUGUUUCAAGAAAGGAUUCUAAAAAACAAGUUAGCUUGAGUGAGAGCGAGUUGGAAUUAUCAGAGAUCUCUGAUCAAGUUUGGGAUGCUUCCGAAGAAGAAAAGUAUUUCCGGGUUGAGAAAAGUCCAGAACUUAUUUCUUUCCCGGAGCACAGGGACCAAGGAAAUGGGGGCUUUAAAAGGGGUAAAGUAGAGGAGAAGGAAUCCAAGCUCGAAGGAUUUGGGGAUGGGAUACCAGGGCCCCCAGCCAUGCGUCACAUGAAAGAGAGAAUUGGACGGAAGCUUCAUGAAGUCGACCAGCAGCUGACUUCCUAUCGCAGCGGAAGUCCCAGUUGGAAAUCUCUUUUCGAAACUGCGCGGCAGACGACUAGUGACGAAGGAAGGGGAAAGCAGGCUUACGAACGCCGACAACAGCAGAGUACCAUUGGAAUUCAAGUUGACGAAGUGAGAAGACCUCCCCAGACCUCCGCAGAACCCGUGGGGAUUCUUCAUCCAGGCAUGCUCGACCAUGGUGCAACUAAUAUUUUGAAAGUUAGUUCCAGUUCCCAGACUGAUCAAACAUCCGCGCAGACGUUAGCAAGGAGAGACAUGGUAACGUCUGGUGUUCAAACGGAGAGAGGAAGUGUCGAUUCGGAUCGCGCGAAAUCCCACGCACCCAUCUUGCCGCCAGAGAUCUUUUUAAACCUUCAAAUGCCCAAACCUGACAAAGAAACCCAAGUGGGUGUAGACAUGAUAGAUAGGUCUCGAGACCUCAACCCAGUUGAUGAUGACGAAACUGUCAUUGACAAACCUUUCUAUCAACGAGGAGGAUUCGACAAGGAAAGAGAGCCUGGUGAUGUCCCCCCUGCUGUUUCAAGGAUAACUAGGUCGUCCAGGGGGAGGCAGUUCCUUAGUGUAGCUGAUAUAGAUAAUGAUCAGUGGUUGGAAGUUCAGAGUACACCUAUGACGUCUGCAGAUGGAGUAGACUCAGAAAAGGAAGGAAAGAGAAAGGAAAGUGUUGAUCAACAAGACGAACUUUCAUUGGAAAAAGCAUCUUUAGAAAACCAAAGCAACCUAUCGGAAGAGGAGGAAUAUAAAGAUAGAAAGGAGUAUGUGAGGUAUAGCGAAGAACCUGAUAAGCUUACGGUGGAGAUCAUGGACUCAACAGACGAUCCUGUGCAAAGAUUUUACCCAUUACCAUUCCCAGCAGCGUCCCAGCCUAGUGCGAGAGUGGUGUCUACACAAGUCCUUAAUGAGAGGAUGAAAGAAAUGAGUGAAAGGAUUGAAGCUAUGGAUCAAAUCACACAGAACAUGGAUAGAGAAUUCAAGAGCUCGCGCGUGCUUCUCUCUGCUAUUCAAAGGAUUGAUGAAGUACUAAACCCAUCAUCAAGAGCAUCAUCUGCUGAAGCGAUGUCUUCAAGAGGAUCUUCAGAUUCGCGUAGGGAAAAGCCUCGAAGGUGGGGCAACACUGCCCCUUGGAGAAAGGGGACAAAGGCUCCAACUGAAAAACAACCAACUACAGUGGUGUCACAUUCAGAAGAUAUCGAAGACAGCAUUGAUGUCCACGCGGACCUUGCAGAUAAAACAGAGGACAAAGCUUCCGAAGUUGAUGUUAAGGAUGAAGAUGAAGAUGUUAAGGAUGAAGAUGAAGAACAACUUAGAAGUAGAGAAGAUGAACAGGAAAACGAGGAAAGCCUCCACCAGGAGGAACAAGACGAGGAUUUGAAAGUUGCUUCUGGUGACAGUGAAGACAUACUGUCAAAUCAAGAAGAAGAAGAUGAAUCCAAACCUGAGCAUCCACAGAAUUUUCAACCUGAAGUAGAAGCAUCUGUCGAGAGGAGUAAUGUUCUCUUAUCCACGCGACAUGAUGAAGUGAGGAGAGAAAAGCCCCCACUGUCGUCUCAGCUGAAGUCAGUGACAUUAUCACAAGAAAAGCUGAAAGAGAUAUUCCAAGUCAAAGAUACGACACGAAGUCGCAGGGACCCCAGCCCCGAUGCCAGGCAACAUCUGAAAGAAUGGAUGAACCAAAAACGUUCAGAGAGAAAAGCGGAGUGGAGAGGUCAGCAGGAAGAGCUGAGAGCGCAGGAACAUCAACCAUUUAUGUCUCCCACACAGGGCUCUACAACUUUUAAAAAGAUCAAGUUGAUGAACAAGGAGAGAAGCGCGAAACGCAGGAAAAACGAAGACCAGUAUAAACAGCAAAGGAUGGAAUCUGCAUCCAAUCUUCUCUCUGAGAUGCUGGCCGAGCCAGUUCCCAAGCCCACGGAUCGUAAACCAAACCUUCGUUACGCCGGAAGUGCGAACACGCGCUACUCAACUUCACUUGCAGAGAAAAAGAAGCGGGCAAGCGAUCGAUACAAAAAUUUGCCGAAAGCUCCAUCAAGAGGUAAACGGGUGCGACAAGAUUACGUGGAGAAACCAGUGACCAAGGAAGAGAAUCGCAUGCAUGUGAAACAAUAUAAAGCUGACUCGCCGCAUUCUGAAGAUUUCUCAAGGAAAGCUCAGACCUCAGUUAGAUCUCAAAAUACUCCUGGGCGGGAUUUUAUACGGACAAGCAGCCCAUCUGUUCCAGUUCGGCAAAACGUGUCAGAUUUGCAAGAAGGAAAUAUUUAUGUUAACAGUGGUAAAUUAAUCGAAGAAAAUUUACCUGUCGACGACGAUUUUUGGCGAUCGAAAUCUCCGACUGGAGCCGAAUUUGUGACGACACAAACCUAUCGGAACUUUGCAAGGAAUCAACCAAAGAGGGUUAAAGCUAGAGAAGCAUCUAUGCGCAAACUUACCCUAGAGGGAAUAAGUGGAUAUGGCUUGUCGCAUCAGACCCAAGGCACAGAUCGUUUGGGGAGAACAUUUUCCAGGACACACCAGACUGACCCUCUCCUCCCUGGGGGUAGAACAUUAGCCGAGAUAGAUCGUCUUAUAGAGGACAUACCAGAUGAUGGCUUCACUAUGGAUCAGGAGAGGAUUGAGGGAAUAGAGAGCUUGUUAGAAGGUGAUGAUGAACUGAGGGAGUUGUUGUCCGAUGUUAACUGGCGCGCUGAUGCCAAGGUACUGUCUGUGGCUGACACCGUGCGCACUAGGUCUGUGGCUGACACCGUGCGCACUAGGUCUGUGGCUGACACCGUGCGCACUAGGUCUGUGGCUGACACCGUGCGCACUAGGUCUGUGGCUGACACCGUGCGCACUAGGUCUGUGGCUGACACCGUGCGCACUAGGUCUGUGGCUGACACCGUGCAGACUUGGUCUGUGGCUGACACCGUGCAGACUUGGUCUGCGGCUGACACCAUGCGCACUGGGUCUGUGGCUGACACCGUGCGCACUGGGUCUGUGAUUGACACCAUGCGCACUGGGUCUGUGGCUGACACCGUGCACACUAGGUCUGUGGCUGACACCGUGCACACUAGGUCUGUGAUUGACGCCGUGCACACUAGCCAUAGACAUUUAUUCUUGGUUUUAUCAGCUUAUUCCUCAUCUUUCUUUUGUUUCUUUUUUUUUUUUUCAGAUAAAUGGCGAAGUACUGAACAUCGGGUCAACAAACCUCGGAAUACUGAACCUGCGGUUCCCAACGGAGAAAGACAAUUGCCAGAGUUUGACGGUGACAUCAGCCCGUGGAAUACUAGAGAGAGCAUGCGCACGUCUGAGGAUGUUGCACAGCUUUUGGCCGAAGUGGACGAGGCUGUGGGUAAUAUGUCUGAGAGUAGUGGCAGUGUCAGAAGUCACAUUGACUGGGAGGAAGUGGACAAAAUCAUGGGAGAAACGUAAAACUUAAGAAAUUAUACUUUUGCAUCUGUAAAUAGAGAAAAAUUCGUAAAAUAAUAGGUAGAAAUAAAUUGUUAGAAUCUACUAAAAAAAAAAAAACAAAUAGAUGUGGAAAAUACGGAUUUAAUUUUGUUUUAUAAUAUAAGCAAAG
Messenger RNA from Stylophora pistillata, 11487 nucleotides. RefSeq lists its product as uncharacterized. Lineage: Eukaryota; Metazoa; Cnidaria; Anthozoa; Scleractinia; Pocilloporidae. The record is from RefSeq and is a predicted model, not a curated record.